Messenger RNA from Stegodyphus dumicola, 552 nucleotides. RefSeq lists its product as uncharacterized. NCBI's taxonomy places the organism in Eukaryota, Metazoa, Arthropoda, Arachnida, Araneae, Eresidae. The record is from RefSeq and is a predicted model, not a curated record.
AUGGAAAGUGUUAAAGUGAUGGUGAAUCUACCCAACAUUGGGGAAGUCACUUUCUGUGCGGUGUAUAACCACCCUGGGAACAAGCUCAGUGCUGAAAUUCUGGAUAGACUUAUUAACUCGGACUCCCCCACCUUUCUAGAUGGCGAUUUAAACGCCAAGCAUCUCGACUGGGGAUGCUGCAACUCGAAUUAUAAUGGACGCAUAGUGCAUGAUUUUGUGUGUAAUUACCCUGUCUUUCUGCAUGUGCCGGAUGAGCCUACCUAUAGGCAAAAUAUGCUCGACCGUCGGCCUGACAUUCUGGAUAUUUUUAUUACGACAUUCAGUAUUCCUAUGGCUAUUACGGUAACAUGUGACAUGUCUUCUGAUCAUGUACCUGUGCUUGCUUACCUUGGAGUGGAAAAUGCUAAGAACCUACCGCCAAUUAAGCAUACUGAUUGGGAUCUUUAUCAUAAUACUUUGAUGACCACUGAUUUGAAUUGUGACUCGUUACAAAGCACUUCGGAUAUUGAACGUGCUAUAACAGACUUUACUCAAAUACACGAAUUAUAUUAG